Molecule: messenger RNA, 2625 nt
Organism: Staurois parvus
Lineage: Eukaryota; Metazoa; Chordata; Amphibia; Anura; Ranidae
Source: the annotation of a GenBank genome assembly
AUGAGCUUUGUAUAUGAAAGCUGUACUAAUCCACAUGCCUGUUUGAAUGUUUGCUACAGGAAGCGAGCAGCUGCAAAGCAUCUAAUAGAACGCUACUACCACCAGUUAACUGAGGGUUGUGGAAAUGAUUCCUGCACGAAUGAGUUUUGUGCUUCCUGUCCUACUUUUCUCCGUAUGGAUAACAAUGCAGCAGCCAUUAAGGCCCUCGACUUAUAUAAGGUUAAUGCAAAACUCUGUGAUCCUCAUCCCUCUAAGAAAGGAACCAGCUCGUCUUAUCUAGAGAACAACUCCAAAAGUGCCCAUAACAACUCGUGCACGGAGAGAAAGAUGAACAAGAAGGAGGUGCAACCCAGGGAUGACUUCAAAGAUGUGAGUUUCUUGUCUGAAGAAAAGAUAUAUGAAAUUCUUGAAUUAUGUCGAGAAAGAGAGGAUUACUCUCCUCUGAUCCGAGUGAUUGGCAGAGUGUUUUCCAGUGCUGAAGCCUUGGUUCAGAGCUUCCGAAAAGCAAAACAACAUACUAAGGAGGAGCUUAAAUCCUUGCAGGAAAAGGAUGAAGACAAAGAUGAGGAUGAAAAGGAGAAAGCUGCUUCAUCCGCUGCUGCUAUGGAAGAUGAUUCUGCAGCUUCUUCCUCCAGGUUAAGCGACGGUGCCCAGGGAGAUAACAACAUACCGAAAUUAGGUCCAGAAGAAGUGUCUCUAGACAUUGAAGCAGUAAGACGGGUCUAUCACAGGUUACUUUCUAAUGAGAAAAUAGAAACUGCCUUUCUUAAUGCACUUGUCUACUUGUCUCCCAAUGUGGAAUGUGACUUAACUUAUCAUAAUGUAUAUUCUCGGGACCCAAAUUAUCUCAAUUUGUUCAUUAUAGUAAUGGAGAAUUGUAAUCUCCAUAGCCCGGAAUACCUGGAAAUGGCUCUACCGUUGUUCUGCAAAGCAAUGAGCAAAUUGCCUUUGGCAGCACAAGCAAAACUUAUCCGACUUUGGUCAAAAUACAGUGCUGAACAGAUUCGCCGCAUGAUGGAAACCUUUCAGCAGCUCAUAACAUACAAAGUUAUAAGUAAUGAGUUCAACAGCCGAAAUUUAGUGAAUGAUGACGAUGCCAUUGUGGCUGCCACAAAAUGCCUGAAAAUGGUUUACUAUGCAAAUGUAGUAGGGGGUGAGAUUGAAACAGAUCACAAUGAGGAAGAAGAUGAAGAGCCCAUCCCAGAAUCAAGUGAGUUGACCCUCCAAGAGCUUCUGGGUGAGGAGCGAAGAAAUAAGAAAGGGCCCCGAGUAGACCCCCUUGAAACAGAACUUGGUGUAAAAACGAUCGAUUGCAGAAAACCCCUCAUCCCUUUUGAAGAAUUUGUUAAUGAACCACUAAAUGAUGUUCUUGAAAUGGACAAAGACUAUACUUUCUUCAAAGUAGAAACUGAAAAUAAAUUCUCAUUUAUGACAUGUCCUUUUAUCCUGAAUGCUGUAACAAAGAAUCUGGGCCUCUACUAUGACAACAGAAUCCGCAUGUAUAGUGAGCGACGAAUCACAGUGCUUUACAGUCUAGUACAAGGACAACAGCUCAAUCCAUACUUGAGACUCAAAGUCAGACGAGAUCACAUCAUUGAUGAUGCUCUAGUUAGGCUAGAAAUGAUUGCCAUGGAAAACCCGGCAGACCUGAAAAAGCAGCUUUAUGUGGAGUUUGAGGGAGAGCAGGGGGUAGAUGAAGGAGGAGUUUCAAAAGAGUUUUUCCAGCUUGUUGUGGAAGAAAUAUUUAACCCCGAUAUAGGCAUGUUUACCUAUGAUGAGUCCACAAAACUCUUUUGGUUCAACCCAUCUUCGUUUGAGACUGAAGGACAGUUUACUCUCAUUGGAAUUGUUCUGGGCCUGGCAAUUUACAACAAUUGCAUUCUAGAUGUGCAUUUUCCAAUGGUUGUUUAUCGAAAAUUGAUGGGGAAAAAAGGAACAUUUCGCGAUCUGGCAGACUCUCACCCUGUCCUGUACCAAAGUUUAAAAGAACUGUUGGAGUAUGAGGGCAAUGUUGAGGAUGACAUGAUGAUAACUUUUCAGAUAUCACAAACUGAUCUUUUUGGAAAUCCUUUAAUGCAUGAUCUAAAAGAGAAUGGAGAUAAAAUUCCUAUUACAAAUGAAAACAGAAAGGAAUUUGUUAGUCUCUAUGCAGAUUAUAUUUUGAAUAAAUCUGUGGAAAAACAGUUUAAAGCCUUCAGAAGGGGGUUUCACAUGGUCACCAAUGAGUCCCCAUUAAAGUAUUUGUUCAGACCUGAGGAGAUAGAACUCCUUAUCUGUGGCAGUAGGAAUUUAGAUUUUCAAGCACUUAAAGAAACAACUGAAUAUGAUGGGGGCUACACUAGAGACUCUCAAAUUAUUCGGGAAUUCUGGGAAAUUGUAAAUUCCUUUACCGAAGAGCAGAAAAGAUUGUUUUUGCAGUUUACAACAGGCACAGACAGAGCUCCUGUGGGAGGACUAGGUAAACUAAAGAUGAUCAUAGCCAAAAAUGGCCCAGACACUGACAGGUUACCAACAUCUCAUACAUGCUUUAAUGUCCUAUUACUUCCGGAGUACUCAAGCAAAGAAAAGCUGAAAGAGCGAUUACUAAAGGCUAUCACUUAUGCCAAAGGAUUUGGCAUGCUGUAA